CUCGCGAGAUCCGGGUGCCAGCGGCCUGGCGGAGGCGGCGGAGGCCCCCGCGUUCCUGCGUCGGAGCCGGCACCGCGGCGCUCGUAAGAGUCCAGGAUGAGUUAUGCAGAAAAACCUGAUGAAAUCACAAAAGAUGAAUGGAUGGAAAAACUUAACAACUUGCAUAUCCAGAGAGCAGACAUGAACCGCCUGAUCAUGAACUACCUUGUCACAGAGGGCUUCAAAGAAGCAGCAGAGAAGUUUCGGAUGGAGUCUGGAAUUGAACCCAGUGUUGAUUUAGAGACUCUUGAUGAGAGGAUAAAAAUCCGAGAAAUGAUACUGAAAGGACAAAUUCAAGAAGCCAUUGCAUUAAUAAACAGCCUCCAUCCAGAGUUGUUAGACACAAACAGAUAUCUUUACUUUCAUUUGCAGCAGCAGCAUCUGAUUGAACUGAUCAGGCAGCGGGAGACAGAAGCAGCUCUGGAAUUUGCUCAGACCCAGCUGGCAGAGCAGGGGGAGGAGAGCAGGGAAUGCCUGACGGAGAUGGAGCGCACGCUGGCUCUGCUUGCCUUCGACAAUCCCGAAGAGUCACCCUUUGGGGAUCUGCUGAACAUGAUGCAGAGACAGAAGGUAUGGAGUGAGGUUAAUCAAGCUGUUCUAGACUAUGAAAAUCGUGAAUCAACACCCAAGUUGGCAAAAUUACUGAAACUACUACUGUGGGCUCAGAAUGAGCUGGACCAGAAGAAAGUGAAAUACCCUAAAAUGACAGACCUCAGCAAGGGGACGAUUGAAGAACCCAAGUAAAAAUGUGUGCAGAUGGACAUCAACCAAUCUUAGUACUGCACAGUAUACAUUUAUAUCAGUCUGUGACUGAAAUAUUUUUACUACAGUACAGCACUCAAUUCAGAUUUUUCAAUGAACAUCUAAUUUGAAGGGAGAAAAGUCCCUUUUAAAUGCUGCAAAAACUGCAUUGAAAGGAGCUGUAUCUCUUUGAAAGUCUGACUUAGGCUAUGCACUAUAAUACAUUUUUAAAAAAAGAAAAAAAAAAAACAAAACCAAUUAAACAGGACAGGAAAAAAAAUAGCAUUUUUAAAAGUACAGAGCUCAAGCUUUCUAAUUGGCUGCUGAUGCCUAGUUUAGUGGCCAGCAAGUUAAUACUGAGUUAUAUUGGCAACUAUUCAGUUCAGUUUAACUGUCUCCUGUUUGAAAUGUGUAUAUAGAACAGUGAAUAUUUUCUACCUUUUAAGUUAUAGCCAGAUAUACAUUCCCCUUAAAAGUAACUGGUCAAGUUUUCAUCUAUAAACUUUGCAGUAAGGUCAACCUUUGGCUUAGGAAAUAGUGUACAAACUUGUAAAUCAUAAUUUAAGGACUUUUUUUGUUUGGGUUUUUUUUUUUUUUUCCUUGUUUCUGACUUUUUGGUGCUUUAUAUGGUGAGAGCUAUGUUCAUAAUGGAUCAGUGACCCAUCUUUUCAGGAGGAAUACUGUUGGAAAUAAGGGUUUGUUCUUCAUUUUCACAAAUGACCAAAAUGGCCCCCAGAGGCACCUGAGGGGUUUUGUUAACAGGGGCCUUUCCCCCCCCCCCUAUUAAAUCUGCAGCUGCAGACAUUCAGUGAUUCUACUGACACUUUAAAAGCCACUGGAUGUUUUUAAGCUGAAAGACAUGUUUGUGUUAGGAAAUUAGGUGGGGGGAGAGAUGCUCCUUGAAGCCUCUGAUGCAUCAGUUUGUGCAGGAUCAGUUUGUGCUUGCUGAAUAAGAAUUAAUAGUUUUAGAGCUACCUGAGCUGGUUUUCUGCCUUGAGCUGAGCAGAGCAGGGCUGUCUAAAAGCAGAAAUUUCCAUUUUUUUUCUGAAUUCUUCCAUACCUUUCUGAAGAGAUGCAGUUCAUCUUCACCUGUAUUUGUUUACUGACUGUCCUCACUCCACUUAGGAUUUAUAGCUUUCAUGUUUUACAUGUGAAGUCCAGACUUUCAAGUCAACAAAUUGUAAUCCUCUGGGUAUGGGAUCUUCUGGUUGCCUGAAUUUUGCAGCCCCACACACUGGUGUUCAGCCAGUGGUAGGAAGCACCCAUCUUGCCAAAUCGACCUCUAGAUUUAUUUUUUUUUAGGUCCUUAAUAUCAAAUUGUUACAGAUUUGCUGAAGAGGGACAGAGCUGAUGGGUGAAACAACACCAUGGCAGUUGUCACACCAGUCCCAUACUGUACAUAGUCUUGUAUGGUAGAUAUUACCCUGUAGAAUGAAACUUAGUUUUCACUUAAUUUUACUGGAAUACUUAUGCAUUAAACUGUAUAAAGCUUUGCAGAUACACCUGACUUAUGGGAACUAACAAAACCUGUUACUGAUUGCAUUACUGUGAACACUGUUUACUUGUGUAGCUAUUUUUUCUUUUUUUUUUUUCUUUUUUUGGGAGGGGGGGGGAUGGGGGAGAACCAUUGUUUGUUAAGCAGCUAUUAGAGAUGCAGAGUGCCAGGGUUAAGCUAGAGGAUGGGUGGAACAAAAUGCUUUGUUCCCAGGUAUUUACUGAGUGUUCUGGUCUCCACUUUGAGGCAUUUAUGGUCUGGAGGGCUUGAAGUUUAUACCUAACUAAAAAACUCUCAGUAGCCCCCCAACUACAGCAGCAGUCUGGCUUUCCUUCCCCCCGGGCUGGUUAUUCUAACACCAAACUUUUAACAGUUGUGGGUUAUGUUAUUUUUAUUUUUUUUUUUUAAUUUUAUUUUCCUUUUUCCAGUCGGUUGAUGUCUGAAACCCAUGUAUAACUUUUAGUUUGUGAGAAACUGUAUGGUUAAUGUAACUUUGUUUAAUAACAAACUGCAGAAACAAAACUGGAAUAGCUCUUAAUUUCUUCCUUUAGAACUGAUCAGCUUUUCCUCUGUUCUGACACUUGUUAAAUCUCAUUUAAAGCUUCUCCCAGCUGAAGUGGAAAGUGGUGUGUUUUUGUGGCAUGACUAGCAUUUUUCUCCAUGAGAAAUGCAGUAUUACAGUCCUGGUUGAGAAGUUCACUGCACUUCUAGAAUGCUACAUCAUUUCAUAGACUAUUUGGGCAAAAGCUGAGCAUAGAUUACUUGAAUUUUCUCUAGCUUGUUGGGUUUGGUUUUCGUUGGGUUUUUUUCCAUUAAAAAAUAAACAUGUUUUUUAAGGGGUUUAAUAUAAAAGUAGUCUAGAACUAUUUCACUUUGGUUUUAUGAACAUGCCACAUUGAUAAGCAGCUUUAAUCUGUAAAGUUUUUGGUAACUGCAAGAAAAUACUCGAAAGCUAUGCAUUUUAGAGAAAGCAUAAAGGUAGUGAUAAUGGUACUUCUAAGGAUCUUUAUAUUAGUGUAUAUAAAAUAGUUUGCAUAUACAAAUAUAAUAUAUAAUCUGUUUGAAAUAUUCUUGAAUGGUAGGGGCUGUGAAAACAUAUUAUAAUUUAUGGAAAUAUUGUACACAGGAAACAGACCUCUCAGUACACGAAUGAACUUUUGUCAUAUGCAUGAGAAAUGUCUUAUUUGGUGACUACUAAUGAAUGGGAUUUUGUUAACCCAGUUUUGUUAGACAACCACUUUAACAAAUAUUAUUAAAUGCCACUUUGAUCAGUUUGCUUUAGUGUAAAAAAAAAAAAACAAACCUAUUUUCUUCUACUUGAUUUAGAACAAGGUGAAAAGAACUUUUGUAACAAGAUUUGUUCCGAACUCAACGGUGGCAAAGAAAUCUGGUGAUUAAAUGUGGUACACUACACUUGCACUUCCCCCAACCUUUCCUUUGCUGAAAGCAAGUAAGAUUUUUUUUUUCCUUCAUACUACAGACAUGAAAAGUUGGGUUGUAAAAUAUCCUGUCAUGUGCCUGUGCAGAAAGGCUGUUUAUCAGGUGUGUUGGAUUAGGCUACAAGUCUCUGUCCUUUUCCCAGACCUUUCCCAUCUCUUAUAACUCCCUCCUUACCAUGUUUCUUCUCUGCUUGUCAAAUCUAAGCUAAACUGUGGUUGCUUCUGUUGUACUGUGGAGUGAUUUGUGAUGGAUGGGGGAUAGAUUUCCAUGAAGAUGAAGUACUGGUGGUACUUCCUGAGAAAUACUGACCUGUCCAGUUUGGUACAGCUGGGAGAACAGGCUCCAACACAGAUCCUAACACUACACUUUCCUCUCAAGACUUGUGAAGAGGCAAACAUAUAAAGCUUAAAACCAGGUGAAGUACCUCUCUCUUAAGAUGAUUUCAUUGAACCACUUUCAUCCUCUGCCACCCACAUUACCAGGGAAAUGGGAAUGAGUGUGGAGAGCACUUCCACAGCGUUUGGGAUGUGUGAAAUUAUCAGGAAAGAAUUCAGUCUCCACUCCUUGUACAUACAGGGGAAGCCAUUACAUUAUUCUAGGAUGAUUUUAUUGUUUUUACUUUGUAAAAUUUAUGCUUUGUAUGCUUGGAGUAUAAGCUUAAAAGCAUUACUUAAAAAAAAAAAAUAAUCCUUGACUAGUAGAUGGGUGUUGCUUGACUUCUUUCAAACCACUUUCUGUCCAAGUUCAUUAUGCAGCUUAUUAAAUGGAGUUGGAGCGUGA
Molecule: messenger RNA, 4495 nt
Organism: Calypte anna (Anna's hummingbird)
Lineage: Eukaryota; Metazoa; Chordata; Aves; Apodiformes; Trochilidae
Gene: GID8
Product: GID complex subunit 8 homolog
Exons: 5
Coding region: 97-783 (228 amino acids)
Biological process (GO): proteasome-mediated ubiquitin-dependent protein catabolic process; positive regulation of canonical Wnt signaling pathway
Cellular component (GO): nucleus; cytoplasm
Molecular function (GO): protein binding
Source: RefSeq, a predicted model, not a curated record